Molecule: messenger RNA, 2306 nt
Organism: Exophiala xenobiotica
Lineage: Eukaryota; Fungi; Ascomycota; Eurotiomycetes; Chaetothyriales; Herpotrichiellaceae
Exons: 3
Coding region: 312-1889 (525 amino acids)
Molecular function (GO): protein binding
Source: RefSeq, a predicted model, not a curated record
GUUAUCGAUGAAGCAGUCGUAUUCUGACGGCGGUCCCGGGCAGGGCCCUUGCAAUCUCUCAAUCUUGGAUCUUGAACUGGUUGAAUUGUCUAGUGAGUAACCUGCAGCAGAGCCUGGCUGCAAAUAAAUGCUCGUGUAACCUCAGCUGCGGGGUACUACAUAUGCUACUGCAAGCAUCCCUACUUGGCGCCUAUUUCAGCCUCACUUGAACAAAUUGUCUUGAUCACCAUUAGGCAUCUACUUGUGCUUGCUAGAGGCGUUUGAGAGGCCAAGUAUCGGAAUGUUGUGGGAAAUACGCUUCAGCCCAGACUAUGGAUCCUCUGUCAAUCAGCGCAAGCGCGGUUGCACUUAUCACAGUCUGCGUUGAGACGGUGAAGGUUAUCAAGACGACCGUCGAGACGGUCAAGACGGCGAAGAAAGAAUUGUUGAACAUUCUGAACGCCACCAACCGAGUGCGAUUGCUGCUCGAGCAGCUUCGAGGGUUAACUCAUCAACUUGGUAGCAAGAACAACCAGGUUCUCCUUGCCUUCGAUAAGAGUGGCUGCGAAGAAGUCCUUGAUGAUCUUCGGCGCCUGGUCAAUAAACUGGCACAGUCCGACAAAUUUGUUGGCUUUCAAUUUCUGGUGCGACGAAGCAAGAUUGAGGCCCUCGUUACUGGGCUACGGACCCAAGAAGAUGGGAUUCGCACUGUCCUCCUAUCGGUUGCUACGGAGUCGGCAGUGUUCACCCGAGAAUUCGUGCAAACACUGAUGAAUGGAGCAAACGUACAAGCAGUCUCGAUAUCUUCCAUUACACAGAGCUCCAACGGAGAAGUGGACGAGCCGCCACCUCCUUUCGCUGAGCACGCUGAGCCAACGUCGUCCAACGAUAAGACUACGGGGGUGGCCAUCACCACUUCGUCAUUGGCAGCUCCGGCCAAUUCAAAGACAAAAAAAUCGACUACAGAAGACCAAGGUCGGGCCGAGGACAUGGUAGCUCUGGCCGAGAACGAUCUGCCCGCCACGCCUGGCUCUGGUGAGGCAGGGGAACCCGACACCGAUGAAGGACUCUGGUCACCUCUGACAAAAUACGUCUCGAAUCUGUGGCCAUCUCCUGCGACAGCAUCACCGGCAGGUAUGGAGGGAGAGAUCGCCGCUCCGACCAAUCUGCCGGCCUUCGUCAAAGUAUUGUCAGGGACAAGUGUAUGGCACGGCCAGCUGACACGGUAUCUAUACGACGAUGGUUACCUCAAACUCCGGGAUGGUCUCGCAGAUGCAGCAUAUUAUGGCGAUUGGGAAGCGGUCGAGGAAAUCUUGAAAGCUGCUCAGAGAGCCGGGCUUGGAUCGUGGCCGAACUGUUACCGGAUAGGAGGCUGGAGAGGACCUUCUGGCUGGACGCCUCUGCAUCAAGCCGCCUUUCUCGGAGCGCCUGCUAUGGUGGUCAGAAUGCUGCUAGACUAUGGUGCUUCAAGGAUGCUGCGCACAUUGUGGACUUCGUCAUCCGAGCUGCCUCACAAAAGUAUGACUGCAUUGGAGAUGGCUCGGUUUCUCGGAUUCCGACACCUUUACGACAUUCUCUCACCUGUUCUCCACCAUACCAUUCCACAUACGACACUGGACAAAUUGCAGCAAAAUUUUCAUGAUCUGAUCCGGACUCAUCUCGCUGGGCUACGGGAGGGCGCUAACUUGCGCCUGCCAGAGCUAGAAUUGCUCACGGAGCUUAAGAAUCCGGAGAUGUACUUUCCGCUCAAAUCCCCCAACAUUGCCAUGGGGUACUUCUACCGACUCGAUGGCCGAGAGCUUCUGGUAACGUGCCUCGGGAUAUCAUCGUCUUCUCGUCCCAGAUAUUUUCGUAUCUCGGAGCGUGGGGCACGGGAGAUCCAAGACGCAGUCUUAUUCGACAUGGAGUAAGCACAAUGCAGGCUGGUCCACAAUCUGGGUGACUUACACCACUACAUACACUAUCGACCCCUCUGGGCUAUAUACAUUAUACCGUUCAGCAUCAUCGACCUGUCGUAACUAAUUACCGUUUCCUCGUCCAGCUUCGGGGCUCAUUCAUGACCCGAUCACAACUCAAGACUUGGUCUGCAACAAUGCCGACAAUGCGGACGCAAAGGCCGCAGGAUAUUCAGUGUACCCAACGUGAUCCCCCGGAAGGAGGUUGACCGGCAAUCCAAUCGCUUGCCCAAUGACCUUGUUCGAACGAACCUCCAUGCCCGCAGCGUUCGAAGCGUUCCCAUUGGCAAGCAACAAUUUAUUCUUGUGCUGUCCAAUAGCCGGAAUGCUCCAAUUGUGCAGCGGAUACGGCACGACCUCCCGAUCGAACCA